UAAGACAUGUUGAAAUAGUAUAAUGGGGAUUGUUAACGAUCUUCCGCUUUGGCUGACAUGAGCAACAUUUUUUUGUUGAACAACCUUUUCUAUGUAAUUGGAAAAACCUCUAUAUAUGUUUAUAUUUUUCCAUGGUUUGGAUCUUGAUCGAUAUUACAAAACUGUUGACGAUUCAAUUAUUGAAUUUCAUCAACACAAAAUGGAACAAAUUAAUUCAAUUUUGUCUGAACUUUGGGCACGUGUAUAUCAAGGGAAUGAUAUUGAAACGAUUAAAAUAAAAUCACAAACUGUUGGCUCUGCUGAAAAGAAAAAGUCUUAUGAUUAUAGUGUUGUUAUGACUGUUGAUCAAACUGAUGUUGACAUGCGUGAUAGAUGCAGUGCUGGACAAAAAGUUUUGGCUUCAAUUUUAAUUCGAAUUGCUUUGGCUGAUGUAUUUGCUGGAAAUUGUAGAAUUUUGGCUCUUGGUUUCUUUUAA
This is a messenger RNA of Meloidogyne enterolobii, 475 nucleotides long. NCBI's taxonomy places the organism in Eukaryota, Metazoa, Nematoda, Chromadorea, Rhabditida, Meloidogynidae. The record is from the annotation of a GenBank genome assembly.